Molecule: messenger RNA, 5251 nt
Organism: Pelobates fuscus (common spadefoot toad)
Lineage: Eukaryota; Metazoa; Chordata; Amphibia; Anura; Pelobatidae
Gene: CMYA5
Product: cardiomyopathy associated 5
Exons: 13
Coding region: 172-4767 (1531 amino acids)
Cellular component (GO): cytoplasm
Molecular function (GO): protein binding
Source: RefSeq, a predicted model, not a curated record
CCUGUUUUCUCUUGCAGUCUAUUUUAAGACUGCCCUGAGUCAGGGGAAUAGAAGUCUCGAGUCCGUCUGCUGUUGCUGUGCGUACGACACCACUCUCUUGUGGGAGCUAUAUGGAGGUCUGAUCUUGGGUGAAAAAUCCAAGCCCAACAAGGGGCUCUUUCGACCAGGAACAUGGAAAGCUUGCUUCCUUCAGAAUGUGAUAGAGCGUCUGAGAUUUCCUUCUGCCUGGACGAUGAAGCCCCCCCUGACAGCGUCCUGAAUGCAGAAGACAAAGAGGAGCUUACCCAGAGUUUAAAGGAUGCUAUUGAUGUUGAAGAUGUAAAACCCAAACUACAAUGCCUUAUGUCCAACCCCUCCUUUUCUAUGGUAACAGUGCAGUGUGAAGACAGUGGAAUUCACUGGGAGACCAGCUCAAGUCGAUGUUCCACACCAUGGGCUUCCGAAGCCAGCACUACCUCCGAUGUGUACAGUAUGGAUAGUUCUUCAGUGGGUACUCCUGGAAAGGUGAUAUUCAUCAUGGACGAGGGCAAGCUACGCCGAAAAAGAGCCAGGGUAUCUUCACAAUUUUCACGGCACUCUUUGCAUCCAAAGAAAAGUGUGUUAAGUCAUCAAAAGGAAGAGUGUGCAGAAAAUAUGGAGCAAGCAGUUAAAGGUGCAAUAGAAAAAGCUAAAAGUCAAUCAUUUAAACUUGCUGAAAGAUCAAACAAUCUUCAUGACUCUAGUGGAAUCAGCGGUGGGCAUGAAGCAUUUUCUCCUAUUGUUUCAAGUGAAGAAACUGCAAUAAAGAGAAAGAAAUUUGUAGACUCCAAAAUUCACAAGUUGAAGACUGUCCCGGAGCAAAAUGUUGACAUUAAAGAGAAGUUUUUGGAAGAGUCUUCAUCACUAUCUGCAGCAGAGACUGCUUCACAAGUAAAAUCUGUCCCAACAGUUCAAUUAGGCUCAUUAAACAAAAAAGAUUUCGAGACCGUGGUAUCUCCUUUGGAUGAAACAAUAAAUAUAUUGUCAGAAGAGUUUGAACAAGAAAAAUCUAAUUUAUCAAAUUCCUGGGUUGAAGCAAACCUAACUGUCAUUCAAUCACAUAAACCCUCGACAGAUAAUCUUAUAACAGAAGAAACAGUUGUUCAACCACUCUCAGCUGACAGGUUAGACACAGAAAGAUCUCAUACUCAGAAUUUGACUGUCUUAGAGUCAUUGUCUACACAACCUACCUCUUCACUGUUGUAUCUUACAGAUAAAAAUGAAAGUUCCAACCUAGAAUCUGACAAUAUUAAAUCAGAUAUUGUCUCAAGAAAUGACCUACCAAAGGAAGGUCUGGUUGAUUUGCCCUUAUGUCAACCAUUUGCAGAACGUAUUAGAGAAACAACAGUGGAAAUAGGCCAAAAAACAACAGAUCUUCACAAAAUCUCACCUUCUGCUUUAGAAGAUGAAAUAAAAAAACAAGAGGUAGCUGAUAUUCCAACAGCUGGCAAUCUACCAACAGAAGAUUUUGAUGUGUCAAAUAACUCUUUGACUCAACUAGCUACUAAUAAUUUGAAAGGAGAGCAACUUGUUUCAGACAAUGUGAAUAAACAUCUUCCCCCCGAAGAGCAGAAAUCAAAACACCGUGAAAGUGACACUGGCAGCAGAAAACCUCUUGAGAAACAACCAGACAUAUUCAGCAUUGUUCCAGAAGGUUCAGAGAUGGUAAAUAUUCUAGAACCACACUUGGUAUUGUCAGUUGAUCAGGAAGCAAGUAACAAAAUGCAAGAUAAGUUAGAAUAUUUUAAUGAAAAACCAAAGCUUUCGACAAAGUCCAGUAACCAAUCUGAUCUUUCAUCCAUCAAGCCUAGUGUAUUACGUGACACCAGUUUGAAAGGAAAUCGUGAAAUAAGAGCACAACCAGGAGAAAAUGCUAAUGGUUUGGAAAACAUGAACAAAGACACUUCAGAGAACACAAAGCAACUUAAUCCAGAUAAAAGUACAAAUGAGGUUGAUUACUUUGAGAAAUUUACUUUAGUUGAUGACAAAAUUCCCAUUGAAUGUGGAAUGGGAAAACCAUCCUUGGAAGCUGAAAUGGUUAAUGCUAAGCAAGAGACAUGUUACCCUACGACAGAAAAAGAAAAAUUUGACGAAUAUGACUAUUACUUGGAGAAUUUUGAUGAAUCCUUCUAUGGUGUGACAAAAAGUGAAGAUGAAUUUGUUAAUCCCAUUGGAAACUCAUUACGGGAAAGUCCAAGUGACGGUAAAGAGAAUUCAAAAGAAGAUGCUGUGAAACCAGAUGUAACAACAUUGUUUAAUGCUGAAGAAGGAGUGUUAUCAAAAUCUUUCUACUUUCCUACUUCCUAUCCAAUAAACCCAGAGCUCCUACAAGAACCACCUGCUUUAGCAUUUCUCUACGAAGAUCUUUAUGAAAAAGCCACAAAAGAUGAGAACAACCCUUCUGAUGAAGAAAACAAUGGUUCUGAAGGCUCGUUUCACAGCAGAAUAUCUGAUGAUGAUGGAACAGGAAUAUAUUUUGAAAAGUAUAACCUUAAAGAUGAAAUACCAUUUGACAAAUUCAAGCCUCACCAAAGAGAACUCACCGAGCAGUUUUAUGACCUUCCACCCGCAGAAGAAGUAGAAUACGAAAACGCAGCACAGGGUAAAAAACAUGUUGAAAUGUUUCCACCUGUUGGCAUCCAGGUAUAUGAACAGUUUUCGGAGGAAGAAGAAAGAGAAAAAAAACCUCAAGAAAUGAUUGACAUUGUUGAGGCCAUACUCAAAGAAGCAAAAGGGAAAGAUGUAGGAUCAGUGAACAAGGAUGGAUUGAAAGCAGGUGUUUCACAAGAAAGAGAAAGCCAGAACCUAGAAAGUGACAUAGCUAAAUCUUUAGACUUUGUGGUCAUAAGUCAGGAUGAUCUAGAUGAGCUAGAUGAGGAGCUUAAGUUUGAAGAUUUGGGCCAUGACAGUGAUGGGGAGUUUGAAAUGGUUAUGGAUGUUGGUCAAGGUGGCCCAAUGGACCACGGAGAGUCUGGUUUUGAGAUUAUAGAGCAUGAAAAAUCAUCAGAGUUAUCGGAACCGUCUCUAACAGACGGGAAAACAGCUCAGAUUGACACUUACUGCUAUACCUGUAAAAUACCCAUAUUGGCCAUUGAUAAGAUUUUUGGUGACCAUAAGGACCAUGAUGUCACAACGAUAGACAACGCGGUCACUGAGAUGACAACCAAUUUGGAGGAUUUAUAUGAUAAACUUCAAGAAAACUCAUUGAAAACAGAGGAUUUUGUCAGCAGAGUGGAAGCCCUAUUCAAUGAUGUUGAAAAAAUUUACACAGAAACAGAGAAGGUUUUACAAGAGCAGAAUGAAGAGAUGAUCCAGAAAGUCUUUGCUCAGCACACAGCGCAGAGAGAAAGCUUUGAGGGAAUAAAGAAGAUUAAACUGGAAUAUCUGCAGGAUCAGAUUGUUAACUUCCAGAAAAACAUCGACCUGUCUAAAGAAAUCCUGGAGAGAACCGUGCAGGAGCUGGAAGAGACAGAUCCUGUUGUGUUUCUUAGCUUACACGAUGAGAUGAAUAAGAGGCUAAUGGUAGCUCUGGAGAAUAUGUUGUCACUUGACAAGAUGCCCAACGCCAAAUCACUCUUUGAAAAGUGCUCGGGGGAAUCUACUAAAGAAGACGUGAAUACAGAGAAAUGUGCCCCAGCAGUUCCUCACACACCAAAAUUAAAGGCACAGGAGCGCAGUUCUGCUACCAGCACCACCAUUACUGUUUAUUGGUCUAUGAGCCAGGAGGAUGUUAUCGACUGCUUCCAGGUGUACUGCAUGGAGGAACCUCAAGGAAACAGAGAGAACAAUGGCUUGCUGGAGGAGUACCGAGUGACGGUGAAGGAAAGUUUCUGUAUUCUGGAGGACCUAGAGCCAGAUAAAUGUUACAGCGUUUGGGUGAUGGCUGUAAAUAACACGGGGUGCAGCUUCCCCAGUGAUCGUGCUUCCUUCAGGACUGCACCAUCUACACCUGUAAUUAAGGCAGAGGAGUGUACGGUGUGCUGGGAUACCGCUGUUAUACGUUGGACCACGACCCAUCCAGAGUACACGGACUCAUUCACGCUGGAAUGGUGCAAGCAGUACUCCUCGGAAGGAGAGGGUCUCAGAUCUGUAUCCGGAGUCAAAGGCCAACAACUGAAGGUGUCUCUGCAGCCGAAUGAAAAUUACUUCUUCUAUGUGAGAGCUACAAACAGCUUUGGGACAAGUGAGCAGAGUGAAGCAGCUCUUAUUUCAACAAAAGGUACCCGGUUUCAUUUGCUGAGAGAUAUGGCUCAUCCAGCUUUGGAUCUGUCACCUGAUGGAACGGUGAUUAGUAUUUCAGAACAGAGUGAGAUUUCUGGGAUCCCGUUGGUCCUGGGGGAGCUGCUCCCGGCCACUGGUCGUCAUUACUGGGAGAUGAUGGUUACCGGCUGUAGCGCAUACAGUGUGGGUGCUACGUUUCAGCCCUCUGCAGAUGAAAGUCCAUUUGUAGAGGAAUGUACAUCAUGGUGUAUGCAGUGCUACAGCAGCUCAACAAGUUUCUCCUACAAGUUCCUCCACAAUGAAGUUUUGGGUGAAGUUCACUUGACGGAGCCUCCAGUCCGGGUCGGGAUUCUCUUGGAUUACACCACCGGAAGACUUUCUUUCUACAACGUCCAGAAGGGAAACUUGCUGUUCACCUUCAGACACAGGUUUACAGAGGCCGCCCACCCUACGUUCGCUCUGGAGGCCUACGGGGAACUCCAUUUACACACUGGGAUUGAACUGCCACGUUUUGCCAAAGACAGCUAACUACUCAUUAGGGAGACCAUUGCUUGCUGAAGGCCAUAACCAAAGUUUACUCGUAUAAAUCUCUGCUUGUCCUAACAUCCCUGUGUAGGCAGACUAUGGGAAUUACGCAAUUAGGCAUUGAAGGGACAUUAUCAACAGUUUAGCUUCAUAUUUAAUUUAUACAUGAUUAAAAGUAACAUAUUUAUUUUGGGGUGCUAGUCCCCCUAGAAAUACACAUGGCACCUGGAUUUUGUGUGUACAGUUGGUCUUUAAAGUUUUUUUUGGGUGGUGGGGGGGUUUCUUAGGGCAAGCAGGGUAGUCUCAGACGAGUUAAACGUGCAAUAAAUGUACUAAUAGCAAAGCCCUCUUAAUUCUUAGUAGGAUAUUUUACUUUAAAUAUGUGUAGAUGAUCUGUGGGUUUUUUUUAGCAAAGAGGCUAAUAGUUCACAUCAAUGAAACCUUAACGAAGGUCUUUGAAGAUAAUUGUAAUUAACGUAAACUUAAC